AUGUCUUCCCGUCUCUACACCACCUCCACACCCAACCUCUCAGAGUUCAAACAAAUCUGCUCCCAAACCACAAACCAAGCAGACUACCCACUAUCAAGCACCAUAACCUCCAACAUCCCAAUCUACAACCUCCAAUCCCUAGAAUCAACAGGAGCAACAAAAACAAAAUCCAACCUCGCCGCCCUACAGGAUGAAUGGUACAAAUGCCUACACACCGGACCAGGAGUCUACAUCCUAAAAGGGAUGUACCCAGCAUCCAAAUACGCCAAAACCUUCCAGUCCACCAACUCCGCCUUUGACAAAAUAAUCGCCACCGAAAAAGCCAACAACUCAAUGACAAAGGGCGACCACUUUGCAGCAGGAGGAACAAACGAUCGAAUCUGGAACUCCUUCCAAAAACACGCCACAACAGAUCCAACCUCCUUCGCAGACUACUACUCAAACCCCUACCUGAACGCCGUCUCGGAAUCCUGGCUCGGCCCAAACUACCGCAUAACAGCCCAGUUGAAUGCAGUGCAUCCAGGCGGCGCAGCGCAGGACUCGCACCGCGAUUAUCAUCUCGGAUUCCAGGAGGCGGAGUCCACAGCUCGCUUCCCGGCCGCUAUGCAAAUCGCUAGUCAAUUCUUGACGUUGCAGGGUGCGGUGGCGCAUUCCGAUAUGCCGGUUGAAUCGGGCCCGACGAGGUUCUUGCCGUAUUCUCAGACGUACGGGGCGGGCUUUAUGGCGUGGCGACUUGCUGAGUUCAGGUCUUAUUUCCUGGAGGAAUAUGUUUCUGCGCCGUUGGAGCUUGGCGAUGGUGUCUUUUUCAAUCCGGCGCUGUUUCAUGCCGCUGGGGAGAAUGUUAUGAGUCCAGAAACGGGUUUCAGGCGUGUGGCUAAUCUCUUGCAGGUUAGUUCUGCUUUUGGGAAACCCAUGGAGAGUGUGGAUUCUUUGGCUGUUGUGAGGGCUGUUUGGGGGGAUUUGAUUAGGAUGUAUGAGGCUGCUGGGGGAAUUGCUGGCGGCAAUCUUGAUCCUGGUUUUUGGUCGGAGGCGCGGAGGGAGGUUAGGGCGCUUGUUAUGGCUGUUGGGGAGGGAUAUCCAUUUCCUACUAAUCUUGACAAGAGGCCGCCUCAGCCUGGGGGUAUGGCGCCGGGGAGUGAGCAGGAUGUUCUUGUUAGGGGAUUGGAGGAGGGCUGGAGUUGUGAGAGGGUUGUUGGGGUUUUGGAGGGGAUGAGGGUUGACUCGAGGGCGUAG
This is a messenger RNA of Penicillium antarcticum, 1233 nucleotides long. Its product is annotated as phytanoyl-CoA dioxygenase family protein. NCBI's taxonomy places the organism in Eukaryota, Fungi, Ascomycota, Eurotiomycetes, Eurotiales, Aspergillaceae. Bases 1 to 1233 code for a protein of 410 amino acids. Gene Ontology annotation, biological process: fatty acid alpha-oxidation. The transcript has a single exon. The record is from RefSeq and is a predicted model, not a curated record. Gene Ontology annotation, molecular function: phytanoyl-CoA dioxygenase activity.